Doryrhamphus excisus (bluestripe pipefish) is the source of this 2175-nucleotide messenger RNA. RefSeq lists its product as uncharacterized. The record is from RefSeq and is a predicted model, not a curated record. NCBI's taxonomy places the organism in Eukaryota, Metazoa, Chordata, Actinopteri, Syngnathiformes, Syngnathidae.
UGGGCCAGGCUGGAUUGUGAUAGCGACAGAUGUCUGAGGGGCACUCCUCCUCACCAGUCUCACACCGCACCUCGGAGAGCCUGCAGCUGUCACUCGCAAGGCUUUCACCUCCAUUAUCACAUUCAAGCGGAGUCUGGAGACCAUCUGAGAACUCUCCUCGAAUACAGGUGACACCAUGGGAGGGAAACUGAGCAAGAAGAAGAAGGGUUAUGAUGUGAGUGACCCCAAAGAGAAGAAGGACGAUGCUGCAGCACCAACUGCAAGUGCAGAAGAGUCUGGCAAAGUGGAGGAUGCGGCGCCAUCAGCAGAAGCUCAGGUGACAACCGAAUCCGGCAACUUGGAAGAGGAUGCUGCGGGAUCCGCUGUUGCAGCAGUAAAAGAAGCAGAGCAAGCUCCAGAAGAGCCAAAAUCUGCCCCGCCUGAAGAACAAGCAGCUGUGUCAGCUCCAGCACCAGAAGAAUCAGUCGCAGUCACGGAAGAAGCAGCUCCAGAAGAAUCGGUCGCCGUUAAGGCAGAAACAACUCCAGUUCUAGAAGAACCAGUCACAGUGAAAGAAGAAGCACCACCUGCUCAAGAAGAACCCGUCACCGUCAAGGAAGAAACGGUUCCAGUAUCAGAGGAACCAGUGGCAGUCAAAGAAGAAGCAGAUCCAGUUCCAGAAGAACUAGUUAAAGAAGAAGCUGCUCCAGUAUCAAAAGAACCAACCACUGUCAAAGAAGAAGAAGCACCAGAAGAACCUUCCGUUACGGAGCAAGCAUCUGUCACACCAAACGAGCCGGCAGUUAUGUCAGAAGAAGCAGUUGCAGUACCAGAGGAACCAGUUGCUGUACCAGAGGAACCAGUUGCUGUACCAGAGGAACCAGUUGCAGUACCAGAGGAAGCUUCUCCAGUUCUUGAAGAAGCACCUGCGGUAUCAGAGGAGGCAUCCCCAGUACCAGAAGAACCAAUAGUGUGCUGCACUGUUGUAACAACUGAGGCACAACCAGAGUCUACAACUUGUCCAGUAGAAGAACCAGAACCUGUGGAAGAGAAAGAAGCAGAGGUCAUUCCUGUGAGUCCCGAGGAGCUACCCGAAGAACCGGAACCCAUUCCAGUGACUGUUACUGAGCCAGAGGCCAUUUUGGAGGAAACAGCCCCACCGGCAUCUUCUCAGGAAGCUAAACCAGUCUCGGAGCCAGAUCCAGAACCAGAGGAAAUCACUGAGCCUGAACCAGAGCCAGUUGCAGAACCCAUGCCGGAACCAGUGCCAGAAAAGAACCUUGCCACAGAGGAACCUGUGCCUGAGGAACAAGACCAAGAAAAUGAACCUGAACCAACGGUUACCAUCGAUGAACUUGAGACUGCGAAUGCAGAGGAGGUCCAAAACGAAUGUCUGCCUUCAGAGGAGGAAUCAGCUACAGAAGGAGAUUCUUGCACCGAAGCUGUGGUUGCUGAAGCUUCUGUGGAAGACGUGCCUUGCUCAGAGAGUCCAGUAAAAACACAGAUGGAAAACGGUAAUAUUGAGAUCUCUCCUCUUCCAGAGGACGUCAUGGAAGUGGCGUCUCUCCCGGUUCUAAACGGAGAACGUACACACCCCGAGGGGUGUGUUAACGGUAUUGAAAAGUCAGUGGAGUCGCCUGUCAAGAAGCAGAGUGACUUUGAACUGAAAAUGGACGUUAAUCUGAGUGGGGAUGUCCUGGAAGCCCCGGACGGUGUCUCUGACAUGGUGGAGACUCUCAGCACUGAGGUCACACAGGAAGUGUGAUGAAGCUGCAGUACCUUUCAAAUUAAUGUGAAUUUUGAUGCGAAAGAGUAAACACAACAUUGUUGUGUUUUUCAAGGCAAUUAUAUAUUUUGCUUUGAUUCACCAAAACACGAUCACUUGUUGACAGAGGGAUCAAACGUAGAUAGUAAGUAACAUAGAAGUACAGCGGACAGACCUGAGCUAUUAAUUUGAAGGGUGAGUGGACACAUACAGCUGAGUAAAAAAUACUGGACAAGCAUAAAUAUGUUAUUAAUGAAUGAAAUGAUAAAUUCUGUGUGUGUGUGAGCCCAAUUAAUAUGACUUUCAUAUAUUCUUUCUAUUACUAUGUGCAGAGGCACACACAUUUUGGCCUUUUAUAAACAAUUACACAUGUGAGAUCUGUUAAUUUCAAAAUGAUUGCUUUGGAAGAAUAAAAAGAUUGUUACCGCCCA